UUAAGACUCGAACCCGGGAAAUGACUUGAGAAAAACAGCAGCGCAGAGAAAACCAACCAACCCACAGUAAUUGGGCCGACGGCGGAUAAUUAUUGACUGAGAAGAGACCACUCUGGGCGCGAUUCGAUCAUUAUUCUUUCGGAGAGACAAGGACAAAUGGCGGCGACGGGGCAAGUCGCCGGAGGCCUGACGCCGUACGAUCGGCGAGUUUUGACUGCUGUCAAUGCCGGAGCGGCCAGCCUCUCUUUCGUCGGCUCCGGCUUCAUCGUCCUCUGCUACGUCCUCUUCAAAGAGCUCCGCAAGUUCUCCUUCAAGCUCGUCUUCUUCCUCGCUCUCUCUGACAUGAUGUGUAGCUUCUUCAGUAUGGUUGGGGAUCCGUCCAAAGGAUUCUUCUGUUACUCGCAUGGCUACAGCACUCAUUUCUUCUGUGUUGCGUCUUUCCUGUGGACUACUACGAUCGCUUUUACUCUUCACCGUACUGUUGUUAAGCACAAAACUGAUGUCGAAGAUUUGGAGGGAAUGUUUCAUUUGUAUGUUUGGGGGACUUCACUAGUUGUGACAGUCGUGCGAUCUAUUGGCAAUAACCAUAACCAUCUAGGUACAUGGUGUCGGUCGCAGUCUGGGUUUACAGGAAAGGCACUUCACUUUAUAACCUUUUAUAUGCCACUCUGGGGUGCAAUUCUUUACAAUGGUUUCACGUACUUUCAAGUCAUACGCAUGCUGAACAAUGCAAGGCGUAUGGCAGGUAGCAUAUCCGACCGCCCUUACCAAUCAGAUGCCAGAGCAGAAACAAAGGCUUUGAACAAGUGGGGGUACUAUCCGCUCAUCCUGAUAGGAUCAUGGGCUUUUGGCACCAUCAACCGCAUUCAUGACUUUAUUGAACCAGAUCAUAAAAUAUUUUGGCUCUCAGUUCUUGAUGUUGGGACAGCUGCACUUAUGGGCCUGUUCAAUUCAAUAGCCUACGGCUUGAAUUCCUCGGUCCGCAGGGCAAUACAAGAAAGAUUGGAUCUGUUCUGGCCAGACAGGCUUCGGAGAUGGUUCCCCAGCGGUUCAAGGCUUAUUAGAGUUCAAAAUGAAGAGAGUGAGUUAGUAUCACUAAAGAUUCAAGAUCAGCACUAGCAUCCUUUUUGCUGCUCGUAUGUCAAUCCUUUCAUCCUUUUCUCACUAAGUUUGGCUGGUGAUGGAGUCGACAAACAAAAGAGGAACGAAUUCACUGAUGUACAUCAAUCCAAAUUCCAUUGCUCACAUUUCUCUACGCCAAGUGCCAACGUAAUUAACAAAUCCGUGCUCUAUUUUUUUUUCUUUAAUGAGUUUGAUCUGAAGCGUUGUCUUAGAAGUAGUCCAUAUCGAUGAGUAAUGAGUUGUGUCGUUUCAAGUAGAAUAUUGUAAGGUAGAAAUUUGUGCUUUAUGCAUUAGAUGGUGAUCCCAGUAACAUUAGGAAACUGUACAAUUUAAUUGUAGAGAGAAACAAGAGAGGCCCCUCUUUAAUCAGAAAACCCUAUUUUGUCCCAGCCUUUU
Argentina anserina (silverweed cinquefoil) is the source of this 1518-nucleotide messenger RNA. RefSeq names its product G-protein coupled receptor 1. Gene Ontology annotation, biological process: adenylate cyclase-activating G protein-coupled receptor signaling pathway; cell surface receptor signaling pathway. The transcript is spliced from 9 exons. The coding region runs from base 157 to 1119 and encodes 320 amino acids. Gene Ontology annotation, molecular function: G protein-coupled receptor activity. Lineage: Eukaryota; Viridiplantae; Streptophyta; Magnoliopsida; Rosales; Rosaceae. Gene Ontology annotation, cellular component: plasma membrane. The record is from RefSeq and is a predicted model, not a curated record.